UAAACGACAAUUGCGCAAAGUUCUUUUUUUACUCAUCUGACAGCAGAGCCCUGUUUUCUUUAAAAUAUCGUCUGCUUUGUUGUUUGGCAUAUGCUGUUCACGUUCCAUGUGGUUGGCAUUUUUUUUGAAUUGACAUUGUCCUCGACAUUCUGAUCGCUAAUUGAAUGGCUUUGUCCAACAAUACAACAGCAAUGACGUGCGCGUACUUCUUACAGACAAAGAAAAGAUAUUGCCGCAUGUCGGUUAAGCCGGGACGAAAGUUCUGCGGGGAACAUGCGUCCUUGGAUGCUGCAAACCAAGUCUGCCCUACUUCCGCUGCUAAAUAUGCACGAACGCCCUGUCCCUACGAUCCAAAUCAUUCAUGUUUUGUAUCACAAUUGACGAAGCACAUGGAGAAGUGCAACUCGAAACCCAAACCACUGCCAGAAUAUAUAAAGGAAAACAUAAAUGUCGUUGACAACAAUGAGGAGAUCAAAGUCAAUCUUGGAACUCUGUCAGAUGAGGAACUACUAGCCAUCAUUGCCCGGAUUUCCAAGAUCCAUUCAGAAUUUGUGGGAGACCUGCCAGUGUCUGUUGGGCGUCAUCCAGUGCUAGAACCCACACUUGCUUCGCUGACGGAGAGUCGAGGAAGUUGGCGUCACGUAUUCCAGAGUUCUUCCAUUCUUUACAAUAUGGCCAAACUUGGUGUUUUGACGUCUGGGGAAACGAGGAGCACAUAUGUCGAAUUCGGCUCAGGCAGAGGACAGUUGAGUUACGCGGUAGGUCAGGCGGUUAACCUGGAAACGGACGCUUUGCUGAUGAUCGACAAGUCGUCACCCAGGCAUAAACACGACAACCGCUACAAGGUGGACGGGGAAAGCCAUGCUUCCAUCCACCGAGUACGAGCCGACAUUGCUGAUGUGGAUUUGGGACAGGUGCCGCUCGUCCGCAACGACACAAAAAGGCUUGUCGGAAUCGGCAAACAUUUGUGUGGAGCAGCGACAGAUUUAGCGUUAAAUUGCCUCCAUAGAGCCAAUAAUCCAAAUGGAUUGGUACAAGGAGUUUGCAUAGCUCUUUGCUGCCAUCAUCAGUGCACCUGGCGACAUUACGUCGGGAAAGCUUUCUUUAAGGAAUUAAAUCUGAGCCAGACGGAUUUUGCUAUCAUGAGAGCCAUGACGAGCUGGGCAGUAUGCGGAUCACGCCAGGCCAAAGAACACAGCGAUCCUAUUGGAGAGAAUGAGGCCAAAACCAGCAUUUUACCCGGAAGAUACGCAGCCAUGGGUUUGGAUAUCGAACGCCGGGAAAAUAUCGGACGCCAGUGCAAACAAAUCAUUGACCGUGGCCGAGUUGAAUUUCUGUCUUCGUGGCCACUUCAGGCCAAGCUUUUGUACUACGUCGAGCCGGACAUUUCUCCUGAGAAUGUUCUCUUGCUUGCGCAUGCUUCGUAAAGUCAAUUUUUUUUAGGUAAAUAGACAUUCUUUUGAAAAUU
Messenger RNA from Daphnia carinata, 1468 nucleotides. Its product is annotated as tRNA:m(4)X modification enzyme TRM13 homolog. Bases 165 to 1427 code for a protein of 420 amino acids. The record is from RefSeq and is a predicted model, not a curated record. Gene Ontology annotation, biological process: tRNA methylation. The transcript is spliced from 6 exons. NCBI's taxonomy places the organism in Eukaryota, Metazoa, Arthropoda, Branchiopoda, Diplostraca, Daphniidae.